This is a messenger RNA of Limanda limanda (common dab), 1128 nucleotides long. It is a transcript of the gene sdf2l1, whose product is annotated as stromal cell-derived factor 2-like 1. NCBI's taxonomy places the organism in Eukaryota, Metazoa, Chordata, Actinopteri, Pleuronectiformes, Pleuronectidae. The record is from RefSeq and is a predicted model, not a curated record. Bases 101 to 754 code for a protein of 217 amino acids. The transcript is spliced from 3 exons.
UGAGGGCAGCAGUAACGUUUGAAAGAGACAGGACUGGAGCUGCAGAUCAUCCUCUCUCGGUGACUGUGUGUGUGUAGUGACAGAAUAGACCCACAGAGAAAUGGAGAUCACCCACACUGUGCAGGUCCUGGUCCGGUCGCUGCUGCUGCUGCUGCUCUGCUCGAGCUGUGACGGCAGCGAGUCGGAGCUGAACUACGUGACGUGUGGCUCCCUGGUCAAACUGCUCAACACCAGACACAACGUCCGCCUGCACUCACACGACGUCAAGUAUGGCUCAGGCAGUGGACAGCAGUCUGUAACUGGCGUGGAAAACGCAGACGAUGCCAACAGUUAUUGGCAGAUUCGUGGGAAGCCAAACCGUCCAUGUCAGCGCGGUGUGGCCGUCAGGUGUGGUGAGUCCAUCCGCAUCACCCACAUGAAGACCGGUCGAAACCUCCACACCCACCACUUCAGCUCACCCCUGUCUAAUAACCAGGAGGUCAGUGCCUUUGGAGAGAACGGCGAAGGUGACAACCUGGAUUUGUGGACAGUGCAGUGCGAUGCCGUCCACUGGGAGCGUGACGACACUGUGCGCUUCAAACACGUGGGCACCGAUGUCUUCCUGAGCGUGACAGGCGAGCAGUUUGGCCAUCCCAUCCGCGGCCAGCGGGAGGUGCAUGGCAUGAGCUCCUCCAACCAGCACAACUGGUGGCGCGCAAUGGAGGGCGUGUUCAUUCAGCCCAGCCAGGAGCUAAUACGCCACGAUGAGCUCUGACCUCAUCACGGCAUGGACAUGUGUGUGGGUGUUUGUGCACAGUCUGUGGAUGCCUGUGGCUGUGGUGGUUUUAUAGUUCACCUGGACCAAAUGCUGUUAUGUGUGAAUGAUGUCGGAUAUUUGAAUGACUCGUCUCUGUACACGUGAAGCACUCCGGGUGUUCUGAGGCAAAGUGCAGGAGAGAUGUUGUUUUCCCUAAAAGUUUGAAGAUCACUGAUAUUGUGUAGUGCAGCCGUAUGGUUUAUUUAUUCUUCAGUUUUCUCCUCAGAGGAAUUCAUAGUAGAGAAAAUCAAGGCUGGGUAACUGGACAUAGCGACUAUUGAAUCUGAAAUGGUGAGAGGCCCUGUGUCAAAUAAAACUUAAAUAUGAAGAUA